GACUCGGACGUGACGAGUGAUAACCACAACAAACAAACCUCUUUGCUGGAGGGUGUAACACCAUCACUAGCAAUUUUCCCUCUCUUCUCUUCUUUUUUAUUAUCCUCACAACCCUAACCUCUCCCCCACAAUCCUCACUCUCUCUCUAACACCGCGUUCUUCUGCACGAUCCAAACAAACCCUAAACCUUUCGCGAGUCUCCGAAAAACCUCAGAGACUCUUGAUUUUCCCUCCGAUUCCUCGAUGGAGCCUCCCGUCGCAAGAUCCAGAGGUCGCCCGCGGAAACGGAGAAGAGAAGAGGACGAAACCGUCGCCGCCGAUCCGAAAUCGCUCCUCGAAGCGAAGAAGACGCUACCGAUAGCAUUGGUUGGACGAUACGUUUUGAAAGAGUUCCGCAGAAACACUGUUCUUCUCGGUAAAGUCGUGCGUUACGAGCGCGGAUUGUACAGAGUCGUGUACGAGAGUGGCGGUUGCGAGGAUUUAGGUAGCACCGAGAUUCGUAGGAUACUUCUCCUUGACAGUUAUUUCGACGAUGAUUUGACUCGGAGGAAGGUUGAAUUAGAUGAAUCAGUGUUGCCGAAGAUCGCAGAGGAACCGGAGAAAGGUUCGAGCGAAUUGCGCGGUGAUUUAUUGGUUGAGAACGAAGAGGAACGAGACGAAAAGGACGGUGAUGACUCGUCCGGCGAGGCUAGGGAUUCGAGUUCCGAUGCGGAAACGUUGAUACCGUCGCCGCCGCAGCUGCCGCGGUCUUCCGGAACAAUUGGAGUGCCGGAACCGUUCGUUUUGAAUCUCUUUUCAGUUUACGGAUUUCUGCGAUCAUUCAGCAUUCGCCUGUUUCUGAGUCCGUUUACUUUGGACGAGUUUGUCGGUUCUCUUAACUGUAAAGUUUCGAACACGUUGCUUGAUGCAAUUCACGUGUCGCUGAUGCGUGUUUUGAGACGUCACCUUGAAAACAUUUCAGCAGAUGGCUCGCCGCGUGCAUCAAAAUGCCUCAGGUGCAGUGAUUGGAGCUUGCUUGAUGCUUUGACUUGGCCUGUUUUUGUAUUUCAGUAUUUAGCAAUUUAUGGAUACACAAAAGGACCUGAGUGGAAAGGAUUUUAUGAUGAAAUUUUUUAUGGCGAGUAUUAUUUAUUGCCUGCAAGUAGGAAGUUGAUGAUAUUGCAAAUUCUUUGUGAUGAUGUUUUGGCGUCUGAGGAGCUAAAAGCUGAAAUGAACAUGCGUGAAGAAUCAGAGGUUGGGAUGGAUUAUGAUAAUGAAGAUAUCCUUCCUGCUGAAAAUGGGCCAAAAAGAGUCCAUCCAAGAUAUUCCAAAACUACUGCCUGCAAGGAUAGUGAAACAAAGAAGUAUGUUUCAGAAUUGAAUUCUAAGAAUCUUCCCAGUAACUCUAUUACACAUUUCAGAGAUACUGAAACUACCGAUGAAGGUGAUGUUGAUGGAAAUGGAGAUGAAUGUCGCCUAUGUGGCAUGGAUGGGACCUUGCUUUGUUGUGAUGGUUGUCCUGCUGUUUAUCAUUCAAGAUGUAUUGGUGUGAUGAAGAUGUAUAUACCAGAAGGGGCAUGGUAUUGUCCGGAGUGCAAAAUAAAUAUGAUCGGGCCUAUAGUUGCGCGGGGUACAGCACUUAAAGGAGCUGAAGUAUUUGGAAAAGAUUUGUAUGGACAAGUUUUCAUGGGUACUUGCAACCACUUAUUGGUGCUCAAUGUCAACAGUGAUGAAUUUUGUCUUAAAUACUACAAUCAGAAUGACAUUCCUGAAGUUCUACAAGUGCUUCUUGCAUCAUUGCAACACAGACCAAUAUAUAAUGAUCUUUGCAUGGCAGUGUUACAAUAUUGGAAUAUUCCUGAAAGCUUCUUACCCCUUUGUGUCACAACCGGACCACACGUAAACUCAACAAAUACAAAGACAGAUAUGAACAUCUCUACUGCAUUUCUCCAUCCUAUGGUCGAAGAAGACCAUAAAGCUGUUAGUUUAGUGAAGCCAGAACACAGUUUAACCCUUGCAAAUGGGAUUUGUAGUGAUAAUACGGUGACAUCAUUGGUUACCAGUCAAAGUUCUGUUCCUGGAAGCAGUGGCAUUUCAAGAACUAAGGACUCCUCUACUGUGAAUUUGAAGCUUCAUGACGAAACUACAAUGGAUUCAGUUGUUUCGACUGUUAACCAUCAAUCUGACCCAAAGUACCAAAAUUCUGUUGAUAUGUCAGCUGCAGUAGGUCCUUCCAGGUGCUCCAUGGUAAGCAGCCAAUUUAAUAAUGAUGGGCACAUAAAUGGCACAGGACUGCCUACGAAAUUGUCGUCGCAAACUAGAGGUGACCAAGCUGCUUUUGGGAAGUGCAAAGGCAGUUUAACCAAUGAUUUUGUGUACAUGGGUUGUUCCUAUAAACCACAGUCAUACACUAAUUACUAUAUGCAUGGUGAUUUUGCUGCAUCCGCUGCUGCUAACUUGGCCGUUCUUUCUUCAGAGGAUUCUAGAUCAGAGGGUCAUGUGUCUGACAACUUGGGGAAAGCAACAUCUGGAAACACUUAUUUGCUAGCAAAAGCAUUCUCACUAACGGCUUCACGCUUCUUUUGGCCAAGUUCCGAAAAGAAGCUUGUGGAGGUACCAAGAGAGAGGUGUGGCUGGUGCAUUUCUUGUAAAGCCUUUGUUUCUAGCAAGAAAGGAUGCAUGCUAAAUCAUGCUGCUCUAAGCGCCACCAAAAAUGCAAUGAAAAUCCUUUCUGGUCUUGCUCCUGUCAGGAGUGGAGAAGGAAUCAUCCCUAGCAUUGCAACAUAUAUUAUAUAUAUGGAGGAAAGUUUACGUGGAUUAAUAGUUGGGCCCUUUCUAAGUGAAUACUGUAGAAAGCAAUGGCGUAAACAAGUGGAACGAGCCACAUCAUUUGGUGAUUUAAAGCCCCUUUUACUCAAACUUGAGGAGAACAUUCGAACAAUUGCCUUAUGUGGGGAGUGGGUGAAGUUGGUGGAUGAUUGGUUGGCUGAAUUUUCUACUAUGCAAACUACUGCAUGUACUCUUGGAACAACACAGAAACGUGCAACAUGCGGGAGGCAUAAGAAACAGUUAUCUAUAAAUAAAGUUACAGCCGUUGGUUGUCAUGAAAAUUUUACAUGGUGGCAUGGUGGGAAAUUUACCAAAUCUGUAUUUCAGAAAGCUGUUUUGCCAAAAUCCAUGGUCAGAAAAGCAGCCCGCCAAGGUGGUUCCAGGAAAAUUUUGGGUGUAUUCUAUGCUGAUGGCUCUGAGAUUCCCAAACGAAGCAGACAGCUAGUUUGGAGAGCUGCAGUUCAAAUGAGUAGGAAUGCAUCACAGCUGGCACUUCAGGUUCGGUAUCUAGAUUUUCAUAUCAGAUGGAGUGAUCUGAUUCGUCCUGAGCAUAACCUCCAGGAUGGGAAAGGUCAAGAUACUGAAGCUUCUGCUUUUAGGAAUGCAAAUAUUCGUGAUAAAAAAAUUGUAGAGGGCAAAAUUUUUUACAGAGUAGCCUUUGGGAGUCAAAAGCAUCUUCCUUCUCGGGUAAUGAAAAAUGUUGAAAUAGAGCAAGGUCCUGAAGGAAAGGAAAAAUAUUGGUUUUCCGAAAUGCGCAUUCCUUUGUAUUUGGUAAAAGAGUAUGAAGUACGCAAUGGAAAAGUGCUCCCUGAUAAAGAGUACCUGCAUACAUUUCAGUUGCACAAAAGGCGUUAUAAAGCUACCUACAAGGACAUAUUUUUUUACCUUACCUGCAAGAGAGACAAAUUGGACAUGUUAUCUUGCUCUGCAUGUCAGCUGGGUGUUUUAAUUGGGAAUGCUCUCAAGUGCAGUGCCUGUCAAGGUUAUUGUCACAUGGGUUGUUCCAUAAGUUCAACAGUGUCUACAUGUGAAGAAGUUGAGUUCUUAGUCACAUGUAAACAAUGUCAUCAUGCCAAAUUACUUACCCAGAAAGAGUCCUGUAAUGAAUCUCCAACUAGUCCGUUACUCUUACAACGACAAGAACACAGUUCUAUGACAGAUUUGAAGGUUCCAAGGUCUAAAUGUAAUGGUCAAGGAUUGAUGUCCACUAGGAUGAAGAAUAGUCGACCUGAUAUGAAACAAGUUGCUUCUAAUUCCCUUUCGGAAACAAAAGGCCGUAGCAGAAAUUGUUCUUGGGGUAUUAUAUGGAAAAAGAAGAAUAUUGAAGAUACGGGCUUUGAUUUCAGGCUCAAGAACAUACUUCUGAAGGGAGGUUCAGGCCUGCCUCAAUUGGAGCCUGUUUGUCGCUUGUGCCAUAAACCAUAUAGGGCUGAUCUAAUGUAUAUUUGCUGUGAAACAUGCAAAUAUUGGUAUCAUGCUGAAGCUGUUGAACUUGAAGAGUCCAAACUUUUUGAUGUGCUGGGCUUCAAAUGUUGCAAGUGUCGCAGAAUAAAGUCGCCUGUGUGUCCGUACUCUGAUUUGUUGCUCAAGACGCAAGAGGGCAAGAAGUCACAGACCAGGGCUUCAAAGAAAGAGCACUUAGGGGCAGAUUCUGAUUCUGGUACGCCUAUUGACAUGAGAGCAUGUGAGCCUGCAACUCCUAUCUAUCCUGCAGAGGAUGUGUCGAGACAAGACAAUGAUCAUCUGCUUUUCUCCCUUUCAAAUGUUGAGCUGAUUACCGAACCCAAGUUAGAUGCAGAUGUUGAGGGUAAUACUGUCUCUGGUUCAGGGCAUCCGAAGUUACCUUUGAGAAGGCAGUUUAAACCUGAGAGUGAUUUUAGUGGUAAUCUUCAUGCUAGCAAUGAAAUGGUGUCCAAAUCUGUAAAAGAUUUAUCACCUUCUGUAGAAUAUGGCUCUGCUGACUGCAAUCUUCUUCUGAAUGGCUCUGAAAUUGUAAAAUAUGAAUUGGUAGAUGAUUUUGAGCCUCAUAAAUACUUCUCUCUGACUGGACGGCUCCGCUCAGAUAAUAAUAGUCAAUUUGAGGAAGCUAGUGCAUCUGGGGACUUCUCAGGAUAUUUGAAAAAUUCUUGUACAUUAGGUGUUCCUGAAGAAUGUAGGACUGUUAAUCUUGCAUCCAACUGUGGACCUACAAUUUCGUUACAAGAAAAUGUUAAUAAUUGUGAGCAAUGUUCAAAAAAGGAACCUGCCCCUGAUCUCUGUUGUGAGAUUUGUGGUAUUUGGAUUCACAGCCAAUGUUCACCUUGGGUUGAAUCACCACCUAGGCUUGGAAGUUGGAGAUGUGGUAAUUGCCGGGAAUGGAGAUAGCAUACAAAUUUUGACAGGCAAUUUUAGCAUUAAUCAUACAAGCUGGCUCAGUAUAUGUUUGCAUUGAUUGGUUCAGCUAUAUACCAUUGGCGCAGAACUUGGGAGCAAAUAUGUUGUGCGCUUUCAGAUGUUAAUUGGCUGGCAGCGGCAGGUUGCUAAGAAUUAUUUUACCGCUCAAAUGAUAUUGCGGCCUCCCUACGAUUGAUUGAUAGUCUUUGAGCAAUUUUGACUUGGACAGGUUCCCAACCUGCUGACAGAUUGGUUGAAUGAUCAGGAACCAUAUCGGUGUAUACUCCCUAGUUGCACUAUUGCACGAUUUAUAGAAAUUUGCUCUGAUCACGAGAGGAGGAUAAGCAGAUUUUAAUGUUGCUUAUCUGACACAAUUAUUUGUAUAGAUACACAUUUUUUUGGAGGUCGGUCAAAAUUGAAACCUUCACCUCGGAUCAUAGCUCAAGCUGUGACAUGCCUUGAGAGCUCCUCUUUCUGCCGGCCCCACCAAAAGUUAUUCUUUACCCUUACUGCUCUGUACAACCGCUUUCUUUCUGCUUAAUAUUCAUUCCCUAGGCGCCUCAGUAUUCUACUAGUAUACUAUUGAACAUAGGUUUUAUGAGUGAAGUGUUUAUCAUGAAUUUGAGAGAUGUUUGCAAUAUCAGUUGAAAUUUAUUAAAAAAAUUACAAAGGUCGUGUUAGGAGUCUUAGGACUUAGGAAGGUAUUGCUAGCACCGUGUUUAUUUUACGUUUAGUCUAUUACAGUGAAUGUUUGAAUUUAG
This is a messenger RNA of Cajanus cajan (pigeon pea), 5942 nucleotides long. The record is from RefSeq and is a predicted model, not a curated record. Lineage: Eukaryota; Viridiplantae; Streptophyta; Magnoliopsida; Fabales; Fabaceae.